AUGGUGCUACCCCGAAAGCCGUACCCGCGUCGGCCUACUCGCCUCAGCCCCAAAGAGGUCGGCGAGCGCGUUGCGGCCGUCCCACUGUGUCAGCGGCAGACGCUGCGAGCGCUUGAAGCCGCGUCCGGCAUUCCUCGAUCCACGUUGCAUCGAUACCUGAAGGCGAACACACUGCGACGUUUCAUUUCGAGGGUUAAGCCGUCGCUGACAGCUACCCACAAGCUACAGCGGCUGACAUGGGCUCUGGCCCAAGUACAUCGCCCCAUUGGUUGUUGUUUGUACCGGUUUGAUGCAAUGUACAAUGUAGUACAUAUUGAUGAGAAGUGGUUCAACAUGUACAAGGCCUCCUCUCGUUACUACCUGACAGCAGAUGAGGAAUUGCCAUACCGAACAUGUCCGAACAAAAGGUACAUAGGCAAGGUGAUGUUUUUAGCUGCCGUGGCUAGACCACGCUACGAUUUUUCGAGAAAAACACUUUUUGAUGGCAAAAUUGGAAUUUGGCCUAUUGUCGAGCGCGCUAGUGCCAAAAGAACAUCCAAGAAUCGUGCCGCCGGGACUCCAAUUACGAAAAACAUCAACAUGUCGAGAGAAGUAUACGUGCGGAUGCUUCGAGAAAAAGUAUUUCCGGCAAUUCGACAAAAAUGGCCAGGUUCGAGAAAAGCUAUUAUCCGGGUUCAGCAAGACAACGCUGGCCCCCAUGUCGACGAGGACCACGGCGAGGUUGUUGCUGCCUGA
This is a messenger RNA of Phytophthora nicotianae INRA-310, 735 nucleotides long. RefSeq lists its product as hypothetical. Gene Ontology annotation, molecular function: nucleic acid binding. The record is from RefSeq and is a predicted model, not a curated record. The coding region runs from base 1 to 735 and encodes 244 amino acids. NCBI's taxonomy places the organism in Eukaryota, Oomycota, Peronosporomycetes, Peronosporales, Peronosporaceae. The transcript has 3 exons.